Messenger RNA from Pyrenophora tritici-repentis Pt-1C-BFP, 1929 nucleotides. RefSeq lists its product as uncharacterized. NCBI's taxonomy places the organism in Eukaryota, Fungi, Ascomycota, Dothideomycetes, Pleosporales, Pleosporaceae. Gene Ontology annotation, biological process: peptidyl-lysine monomethylation. Gene Ontology annotation, molecular function: protein-lysine N-methyltransferase activity. The record is from RefSeq and is a predicted model, not a curated record.
AUGGACCAACCCCAGGGCGAGCAUUCCAAUGCUCACGCACUGGCCGAGAGCCUGGUUGCCUGGUUUACGUCAAAUGGGGGUCAGCUCAGUCCAGACGUCGAGAUCGUCUACAGCGACGCGCGUGGCUUCCACAUGCGCGCACUGCGGCCAUUGAGCUCGCCUGUGGUGACCAAGUGUCCGCUUAAGCUCACACUCUCAUGUCUCAACCUAGACCCGGGUGAACAGGGCGUAUUGCACAUUGAGAGUCCCCUGCGACAAUGUCGAGGACGAAUUCCGGAUCACAUACUAACAUAUCUCCUCUUAAUUGAGCAACGUGACAAGGGUCAAGCAUCGCCAUGGCAUGCUUAUAUUGCAUGUUUACCAAAUUCACGGGACAUGACGACGCCCUUAUGGUUCGAUGAGGGCGAUAUGGCCUUUCUUGCAGGCACAAGCUUAGUGCCUGCUGCCAAGGAGAGGAAAGCUGAGCUACAGCAGCAGUGGGAGGGCGCCAUAGCAGUCAUGGAAGAGCUGAGUAUUCCUCUCGCCAAGGGCAUUGACACUGAAUCGUUACUAUGGGCAGCCACCAUCUUCACUUCUCGCGCAUUCAUCUCCACCCAUAUCUUGCCCGAGAGGGAAACAGUGCCCAUUCUCUUCCCAGUGGUCGAUAUUUUGAACCAUUCCGUGUCCGCCAAAGUAGAAUGGGACUUUCAGCCUGGUCAAUCUUUCGCUUUGAAGUGCCUUGACGGAGACUCAUUCCAGCCCGAACAAGAGCUUUUCAACAACUACGCACCCAAGCAGAAUGAUGAGCUACUUCUUGGAUAUGGCUUCUGCCUUGAGAACAACCCCAUCGAGCAGUUUGCUUUGAAGCUGGCAUUCCAGCCGCAGCUGCAGCAAUAUGCGCAACAGCUGGGUCUACUGAGUCCUGAAAAUGUGCCUUUCGGAAUGUCCAAAGACUUCUUAGCAACAGAUGCAAACAAAGAGCAGCACUUUCUGCGCGUCAAGGACCAUCCUUUUGGACGUUAUGAUAAUCAUGUCUCUUUCUUCCGCGGUGUACCUCCAUACAUUGUACAUUUCUUCUUCAUCCAGACAGUUAUUACUCUUGAAGUAGACAUCAGUAGUAUCGAUGUUGCGAAACCGGGAUCUAGAAUUGCUCUGCAAGUUCUGGUACUGUUACAUCAGGCCCUGACGCAGAGGUGUAGCACCCUUCCCCUCCACUUCAACCAGAAGCCCCAAAACGACAAGCAAAGGUUUGCCAAAACCUAUCGCGAUACCCAGGCCAGAAUUAUUCACUCGGUACGAGAAGAGCUGCAGACCGCAAUCACAAGGCUGCGCGCGCCAAGCAACCAAUCCUCGCGGGUGUUGCAUUCUAUACCGGACAUCCUCGUGACCUUCCGCUCCGAUCUACCCAAGCCAGCAAAGAGAUUCGAGGAAGCGCUUGUGCAGCAUGGUCUGCAAGACCCGGAAGCCGAGAGUAUGGUGUGGACAUUACUACUCACAGUCCUGCUAGCCAAAAUGCUAACAACGCAAAACACCGACGCCGCUCUAAUAUUCUCCCUUUUGCGCGACCUAUGCGUAAGACAUGCACUUCCCGCUCUCGAAGACGGGAUCGAAGACGCCGACACAUACACCUUCAUCGACGAGCAUCUGGGUGAUUUCCUGCACCUUCCUUCUGCCGAUCCGGACGCGUCACCAAGCGACGUUCUCGAUGAGCUCGGUCUUACCUUUGUCAACCAACCCGCUGAAAGUACAGCUGCUCCUGUCUUCAUCAAUGGUCGUACGGAGAACCUUGGCCCAAGGAUUAUCAUGUGGGCGAUGAAGGUGGUCGAGCAGGAUGUCGUGCCGGUGGUUGAAGACGGACAGAUUAGGAAAUAUUUGUACGCUAGGUCGCAGGCGGAGGAAGGCGGGGCUCAGAGUGUUGAAGGGUGGAUGUACGAGCAUGUGGCGGUGUAA